AUGAUAUAUGUUCCAAUCAUAUUUGAAGAAAGCGAUGCAGUAGAAGAGCACCAUGAUGGCCUAGUAAUAUCACUCCCAAUUGGGAUUUGCUUAAUCAAAAGGAUCCUGGUUGAUAAUGGAAGUUCGGUUAACAUCAUUAUGCUCGAUACAGUGAAACAUAUGAACAUUAAUGAGAAAGACAUCAUCAACAAGUCAACAAUGUUAGUCGGAUUCAGUGGAGAAACUAAGAAGACCAUUAGAGAGAUUACAUUGCCUACCUAUGCAAAAGGGAUCAAUCUGCAAGUGAAGUUCCUAGUGAUCGAUACUCUAUCAUCCUAUAAUAUAAUUCUGGGCAGACAUUGA
Molecule: messenger RNA, 342 nt
Organism: Chenopodium quinoa (quinoa)
Lineage: Eukaryota; Viridiplantae; Streptophyta; Magnoliopsida; Caryophyllales; Amaranthaceae
Exons: 1
Coding region: 1-342 (113 amino acids)
Source: RefSeq, a predicted model, not a curated record